This is a messenger RNA of Nothobranchius furzeri (turquoise killifish), 3219 nucleotides long. Its product is annotated as zinc finger protein OZF. The record is from RefSeq and is a predicted model, not a curated record. Lineage: Eukaryota; Metazoa; Chordata; Actinopteri; Cyprinodontiformes; Nothobranchiidae. Gene Ontology annotation, biological process: regulation of transcription by RNA polymerase II. Gene Ontology annotation, molecular function: RNA polymerase II cis-regulatory region sequence-specific DNA binding; DNA-binding transcription factor activity, RNA polymerase II-specific. Gene Ontology annotation, cellular component: nucleus.
GGGAUCUGCCAAAACGUAGAUAUUUUUCUACGUUUUGGCCUGUCAUCCACACGAAAACGGAGUUUUUUCCACACGAAAACGGAUCUUUUUAAAAACUCCGGCCAAAGUGAAGAUCUGCGUUUUCUCCGUUUUGGGUGUCUGCGUGUGGACCAUCGACAUAAAUACUCUCUCCCUUUUGGAGCUGACGGAGAAGCAUGAAUCGACAAGGAGAGAACUGGCGUUCCCACUCCAGAUCGCUAGGUGGCGGUGGUGAAUGUUAAACACCAAAGAAGACUCACAGUCAGUGCGCAUGCGCCGUUCUCCUUCUGCUCCAGGCUGCGGAAAAGCUGCUACGUUUCUCUGUUUGGAUUUAAAUGUGUUUUGUUUGUACAGACGACGUGAGUGUAACAAAAUGGAACUUUAAAUGUGAGUUUGAGAUGGAGACACAGCAUUUAAUGGAUGUUUACACCUACGUCUCAAAACAAAGCCGUGUUUACUAGAUCUGUUAGAUAUUAAAGACGUUCACUCCGUGGUGAGUGAUGGGCUUUAAGAGCUUUCACAGACAUUUUGGUGUUUUCCCGUAACGAUAUUUUAUUAAAACAAUUAUAAAUAUAAGUUUAUUGAUCUUAGUUGUGAAAUAUUCACGUUUUUUGUAGAUUUCAGGCAAAAGUAUGUUGGGUGUGUUCAGUACAUGAAUAAGAUAGCGGAGUAAAGGUGACUUGAAUUAAUGUGUUCUAAAAUAAUUUGAAAGUAUGAUAAAGCUAUGAAAUGAGGAAAUAAAAAACAAAUGCAAAGGAAAAUAGUUAUAAUUGUGAUCGUAGGACCCUGACUGUAAAUCGAAACGUGAGCUAACAGAUUUAGCCCGCACCAUCAGAACCUUUUAGCCUCCAUCAUAAUCCACUACUGCACAAGAUCGAAGAUGAUUAUAAACGGUGGAACAAACACCCUACUCCCUCUAAUAUGUGUCUUCUCCAAUGCUGUUAGCUAAACAUGGCUACAUCAAACGAGCUACCACUUCAGGAUCAUCGAUCAGCUGAUUCACCCUGUUUACAUCAAUAUAUGGAUCUGGACAUCAUUAAUACAGAUAUCCUACAGAUGGUGCUGGUUAAAGAAGAACCUCCUGAUGAACAGAGUGCUAACCUGGACCUGCAAGACCCAGACCACCUUCAGAUAAAGGAGGAACAGGAAGAACUCUGGACCAGUCUGCAGGGAGAGCAGUUCCAUUUGAAGGAGGAGGAGACUGAUGCUGCCAGGUUUUCCUUCACUACAGUUUAUAUAAAGAGCGAGGAUGAUGAAGAGAAACCUGUGUUCUCACAACUUCAUCACCAGCAAACACAAGACAGAGAUGUUCCAACCAGCAGCUCAGCUAACCAGAUGGCUGCAGAAACUAGCAGGAACCCAGAUCUGAACCAUCAUCAACAGACAUCUGAUUCCUCAGAGACUGAAGAUAGUGGAGAUGAAGACACUGAGCUGUCAGACUCUGGGCCGGAAACUGGAGAAGUAAACAAUGACUGGAAUGAGAGGAGGUCUUCUGCAUCAGAUGUUAAGACUGUCAACAAAUCCUUUAGCUGCCCUGAGUGUGGUAAACAAUUUCUCCAUGAGUGGUCCCUCCAGAAACAUAUGAGAGUGACAGGUCAUUCAGCAAAAAGGUCUUCAGACUACUUGGUUAAUACGAAAAGUGUUAGCCACGAGCAACAUGUAGACUCAUGCAGGAAAGUCCAGACACAACUAAAAUCAUUUAGUUGUGAUGACUGUGAGAAAAGAUUUAGCAGAAUAUCAAGUUUAAACAUACACAUGAGAGUCCACACAGGACAAAUAUCCUUUGUCUGUGAGGUCUGUGGACAAAGGUUCAGACAUAAGACAAAUUUAAACAGACACAAGAUAGUCCACACAGGACUGAAAUUGUUUGCCUGUGAGGUCUGUGGACAGAGAUUUAGCCAAAAGGCAAAUUUAAACAUUCACAUGAGAGUCCAUACAGGACAGAAACCUUAUGUAUGUGAGCUCUGUGGACAAAGAUUUAGUCAAAAGUGUAGUUUAAUCAGUCACGUGAAUGUCCACACAGGACAGAAACCUUUUGUUUGUGAGAUCUGUGGACAAAGAUUUAGCCAGAAGACACAUUUAAACAGCCACGUGAGAGUCCACACAGGACAGAAACCUUUUGCUUGUGAGCUCUGUGGACAAAGAUUUAGCCAAAAGUCACAUUUAAACAGCCACAUGAGAGUCCACACAGGACAGAAACCUUUUGCUUGUGAGCUCUGUGGCCAAAACUUUUGCGAUAAGUCAACUUUAAACAGACAUACAAGAGUACACACAGGACAGAGACCUUUUCCUUGUGAGCUCUGUGGACAACGAUUUAGCCAAAAGACACAUUUAAACAGACACCUGCGAGUUCACAUAUGACACGAAAGAACUUGUUUAAAUACAAGAGUACUUAAAGAGAUCACUUUAGGUUUUACAUCCUGGAAAUUAUUCUUAUACCUCUGGUGGCUUGUAGCCUAGAUCAUGGCAACAUCUGGCCCCCAAGUCAUAAAUGUUCAACUAAACUCCCAUUUACAAAUGCGAGAGAACCACUUCAUUAAUGUUUCUCAUGCAUGAUUAUAUUUCUUUUCUUUUUUUUCAAUUUUUGAAUAACUUGACUAGGGUUAGGUUAGCUGUGUGAAGACAGAUUUUCUACCAUGUGUAAUGGUGGUUUAGGGUCGUUUACUUAAUGUCUGUUUAGAUUAAACUAAACCAUAAUUUUGAAAGUGGCAAGGAAGUUGGAAGAGACGGAGGUGUGCAGUUCUUUAACUUUCAGAACAAAUUAGAGUUCUGGGUGGUUCUGGUUCAGUGAAUUAUUGGAUGAAUACCUGUCAGUGUACCUUAAUGUCUUUGGAUAGAAUGUCUUGUUAAUUUCACUCUAUUGUUGUUAUGAGUAUUUUAUUUUGUAAAUAUUUGCGCAUUAAAUUUGAAGAACUGUUGAGGGUGAAAUCCAUCCAGGUGUUAUGAGUGUGUUUUGUUGUCCUUUUUGGUAUAACAGCUGUUACAGGUUGUUGGAGAUAUCUUUGCUUGGGUUAUUUUUAUUUUAGGUGUCUAUUCUUUUGUUUAAUGUCAUGAGACAUCAUCAUUUCACUUAAUAACAAAGCCAACUUUAAUCUACCGACGUACAAAAUUGUUGGCACCCUUCGAUCAAUGUAAGAAAAACCCACAGUGGUCACAGAAAUAACUUUAAUCUGACAAAAUAAAAACAAUCUUUGAAACUUA